CACACAGCCUUCCCAGCAUCCCCAUCCUUCCAUUCCAUUCGAGCAAAACCCUCCUCCCACCGAGAGAACACCAAGCUGCAUUAUGGCGCCCAAGGCGGAGAAGAAGCCGGCGUCGAAGAAGCCCACGGAGGAGGAACCCGCGGAGAAGGCGGCUGGGGCGGCGGAGAAGGCCCCCGCUGGGAAGAAGCCCAAGGCGGAGAAACGGCUCCCCGCGGGCAAGUCCGCCGGCAAGGAGGGCGGCAGUGGCAAGAAGGGGAAGAAGGCCAAGAAGAGCGUGGAGACCUACAAGAUCUACAUCUUCAAGGUGCUGAAGCAGGUGCACCCGGACAUCGGCAUCUCCUCCAAGGCCAUGUCCAUCAUGAACUCUUUCAUCAACGACAUCUUCGAGAAGCUCGCCGCGGAGGCCGCCAAGCUCGCCCGCUACAACAAGAAGCCCACCAUCACCUCCCGCGAGAUCCAGACCUCUGUCCGCCUCGUCCUCCCCGGAGAGCUCGCCAAGCACGCUGUCUCCGAGGGCACCAAGGCCGUCACCAAGUUCACCUCGUCCUAGGCUCUCGGCUCCAGUCCCUCCCUACGCUGCUUCGCUUCUCCUGGUAGUAGUGGUAGUUUGGAGAUUUGGGUGGUAUGGUGUAGUGAAGUGAUUGUUGGCUUCUGACUAACUCUGAUUCUUGUAACAAGUAUUAUGGUUGUUCUGGAACCCAAUUGUUAUCUGAAUCCUAAUUAGUACUCCGAUGCUUGCAUAGCAUCUGUUUAUGGUGAACUAG
Messenger RNA from Phragmites australis (common reed), 764 nucleotides. RefSeq names its product histone H2B.2-like. The coding region runs from base 83 to 550 and encodes 155 amino acids. Gene Ontology annotation, molecular function: protein heterodimerization activity; structural constituent of chromatin; DNA binding. Lineage: Eukaryota; Viridiplantae; Streptophyta; Magnoliopsida; Poales; Poaceae. Gene Ontology annotation, biological process: nucleosome assembly. Gene Ontology annotation, cellular component: nucleosome. The transcript has a single exon. The record is from RefSeq and is a predicted model, not a curated record.